AUGCAGCACGUGCAGCACAACAACAGCCCUUUCGCUCCUCCUCCGGCGUACCAUCGCGAACACGAGCCGAUCGAAUUGCCAUCCGAGUUGAGGAUCGCGUUCCUUCAUCCUGACCUAGGUAUUGGCAAGUCUCGCUGGACGAAGUGACCGACUAUAUGUACUCGCGCGAGGCUAUGAGCAUGCGCGCCGUGGUACUAACCUUCCCCGUGCUUCGGAAAUCGAAUCGCAGGUGGCGCCGAACGAUUGGUCGUCGAUGCUGCGGUCGCGUUGCAGCAACGUGGUCAUCAUGUCGAGAUCUUUACCAGUUACCAUGAGGAUGGGCCUAGAGGAAGGAGCUUUGAAGAGACGAGGAACGGUCAGUCAUCGUUGCAUCGCGAUACAGUUCGUUGGGGAGUGGCUCGUCUCAAAGCCGACCGAAGUGGGGGUGUCGUAACCUGUCACUCGGAGGCCGAGCCGUCCCCAAAGUCUGUAGCGAUCCAAACUGGGAUGAACUAAGCCAAGAGCAAUCAUUCCCAUGUUCAGGUACUCUCAAAGUCCACGUGCUCGGCGCAUGGCUCGUGCCUCGCUCGUUCCUCGGUCGAUUCAAAGUCGUCUGCGCGAUGCUACGUCAACUCCAUCUCACCUUCUCCUUCCUCCUCGCCUGCCUCUGGUACCAUCUCAGUGGACUACCUCUACUAUCGUCGUUGCUCGUCCCCGAAACAAAGCCCUUCUCCUCGAGCGCAGAUUGGUCCCCUCUUCGACAGUUGGCCCCUUUCGACGUCAUCGUCGUCGACCAACUCUCAACGGCGAUCCCUCUCCUGCGCUGGUUCGGCCAGAACCGUAUCGUCUUUUACUGCCAUUUCCCCGACUUGCUCCUCUCACCUUCGAGGCCCGCAUCGUCAGCUGCGAAUGACCCUCGUAAAGAGCCGCCAUGGACGAUCGCGAGGGAGAUUCGGUCCAUGUAUCGGAAACCGAUCGAUACGCUCGAACAAGAAACGACGGCGCAAGCCGACAAGAUCGUGGUCAACUCCGAGUUUACGGGUCAAGUCUUCGUGACUACUUUCAGAACGAUGGGGAGGGUACCCAGAGUCGUCUACCCCGCGGUGGACGUCGGGGCGUACGGAAAGAGAGUCGAAGUGGGGAAGGAGGACAAGUGGUUGCAAAGGUGGGCUAAGCUCCGGUCGAGUAUCUUGCUACUGCUGGCUAGUAGCUGAUCCACGCGGUGCGAGUCUGCAGUCAGGAUCCAAUGCUCUUGUCUGUUAAUCGCUUCGAGGGAAAGAAGGACCUUGCCCUCGCUGUCGAUGCGUUCGCUCGGAUCGCCGGGGAUCAGCCCAAGCUCCGUCUCGUCAUCGCUGGGGGCUACGAUCCCCGUCUAGCGGACAAUGUCAAGACUCUGUUGUCCCUUCAACGCUUGGCGAAGAAGCAUGAGCUGUCAUACUACACCUACACCUCGUCCUCGGCCGCAACUUCCUCGGCCCCCGAUGCCGAACUCUACAAAGCCGCUCAGGCGUCGACGACUCCACCAACCACAACUCCGCGUAUCCUAUUCCUCCUGAACUUGACUGCAGCGCAAAAGGAUGCGUUGCUCCACUCCCCCUCGACCGUCGCUUUGCUUUACACUCCCUCGUUCGAGCACUUUGGUAUAGUACCGAUCGAAGCGAUGGCUUCGGGCCUACCGGUUCUAGCGACGAACUCGGGAGGGCCGACCGAAUCCAUCAUCGACGACGGUCUCGAUUCCUCUACCACGACCGGUCUAUUACGCUCACCUUCGGCAGACGUAUGGGCCACAGCCCUGAAGGACCUCUUAGCUCUCUCUCCGACGCGCCGUCAAGAAAUGGGCUCCAAAGGCAAAGAAAGAGUCGAGAAGGUCUUCUCCCUCUCUAGGUUAGGGGAGGAGAUGGAAAGAGUUUGCAUCGAUGCGGCGAGGCUUGGCCAACCCAUCUCGUCCGAGACGGGGUUCUUGAAGCUGUUGGCGUUUAUGGGAAUUGGGUUGUUUUGUUCGAUUUCGGGAAUCAUUGCGUUUUGGAUGCUUUAG
This is a messenger RNA of Microbotryum saponariae, 2014 nucleotides long. The record is from the annotation of a GenBank genome assembly. Lineage: Eukaryota; Fungi; Basidiomycota; Microbotryomycetes; Microbotryales; Microbotryaceae.